This is a messenger RNA of Jaminaea rosea, 1151 nucleotides long. RefSeq lists its product as hypothetical. Gene Ontology annotation, molecular function: zinc ion binding. The transcript has 2 exons. Lineage: Eukaryota; Fungi; Basidiomycota; Exobasidiomycetes; Microstromatales. Bases 168 to 1151 code for a protein of 327 amino acids. The record is from RefSeq and is a predicted model, not a curated record. Gene Ontology annotation, cellular component: cytoplasm.
CUUUGUUUCUUUGCCUCCUUUUCGCCGCGCUUUCCCAAUCAUUCUGGCAGAUAGGCGCUUGCGUCAGCGCCAGAGGUCGAGGGUCGGCCAGUCUACUACUUGAGAAAGGGGUGAAGCAUUUGUAGAUCGGUCGACAUAGAGCGUGGCCACCACAACCGCACCUCGCCAUGCCACCACGCCAAGCACACGCCACCACCUCUACGCUCGCAGGCCUCUCGCCGCUCAAUCUCCCCUCUUCUUCGACGAGCUCUAAUGGCUCAAGCAGAGAUACUUCAUUCCUCUCCUCACUAGGCAACGUCCCCUGUGCCUUCGAUGAAUGCCGACAAUUCGACUUUCUCCCCUUGCUAUGCACAGAGUGCGGAGGCAAAUACUGUGGCGAGCACAGCACCCCGCUCCAGCAUAGAUGCGAUCGACGCUUAGCCCCGCGGGAGGAGGGGGAAGAGGAAGGCGCAGGCUAUUUGGCUCCUCGCUGCGGCUUCUGCGGUGAGGUUCCGCGGGUCUGGCAGAGGAGUGCCGGCGAUCGAGGAAGGCAGGAGGCGGUUAGGCGACAUGUGGAAGGAGGCGAAUGCUCAGUCGUCAAGGAGGCGUUCAGCAAUCGCGACCGGCAAAAGCAUUCUUCAGGCCCGCAAUGCUCUCAUCGUCGAUGCAACAAGUCGCUCGCUACUUUGCGACUGGAAUGUCCCAAGUGUGGCCAAGGAUUCUGUGCUGCGCAUCGCGAGGUGGCCAAGCAUGAUUGUCCCGCAGCAAACAGCGUCCCUCGUCCGCAGAACGGGGCUGCGCGGCAGCAGUCAGCGUCAGCAGCGGCGGUUUCAGCUACAAUAGCGAUGAAGCGAUUGGGCUUGCAAGACGGAGCUGCACAGUCGACGUCAGCAGGCAAGCAGGAACAGCCGCCAUCGUCUACAUCCAAGCUGCCCUCUCUGCCCAACCUCGGGGACGUUAUGACCAACCGCAAGCUUGACAAACGCAUAGCCGCCGAGCACCUCUCGCAAUUACGGGCCCUUCAAUCCCGCCAGGCUCGCGGCCUCAAACUGAGCCAAGCCGACGAGUAUCGACUAGCAGAGCUCAUGGCCGAACACAAGGACACGCACAAAUGGUCGCAGCUUGGCAGGCGUGAGGAGGGCAAAUCUCGCGACGACUGCACCGUCAUGUAA